AUGCAGAGACGAGAGUACAACCAUGGCUGUCAAUGUCACAGAAUGGGAGAGAGAGAGAGAGAGAGGAGAGAGGAGAGAGAAAGCCGGAGAGAGUUCCUCUAGUGGUAAUGUUCCCAGUCUUUGCUUCCACUGGUUUCCCCGAGAGCCAACACAAAGUGUAACAAUGCGCUGUCUCGAGUAGCAAUUUUCUGGUGUAGCCACUGGUUUAUACUUAAAGUGUAGCAUUGUAACAAUCUGUUGCUAGUGUAAAAACCACGGAGAUUACCUAAUAAAACUAUUCUCCCCAAGAGGAUCUUGUUACCAGCACAAACUGUUUUGGGUCUAGCUAAGAGACUACAGCUUCGAGCAUUGGCAGUGAUUCUCACACCGGGUGUGUUGUCGGAACUGACCAGGUUAGGAGAGGCGGGUACAUGUACCUGCCGGCGGCCACAGUUGCCGCCGUAAUGGCCAUGGAGAACACCGUCGAUGAUAAGGUGCUGGCCAUCAGGCCAGAGGUCACCUCCACCACGGCCUCGUCCAUCUACAUCCGGUGGGCUCUGGAGGGCAUGGGCAGUGGUCUGCCUAAAGGCUUCGUGGUCCAGUACAAUAGAAUAGCCAGCAAUUACUUCCAGUAUAGUGAGAUGCUAGAGCCUUCUACGGAAACGUAUGGCAUUAAAAACUUGGUGGCAGACACCUACUACAAGGUGUGUGUCAAAAUGUUUGUCAAUGAGAGCCUGACUCUAGAGGAGUGUCUGGAGGCGUCGACCACGAGCUGGCACAUCCCAGUCUCCAUUGGGUCAAGCAUAGGGGCCGUGCUGGCCCUGUCUAUCAUCGUUCUCAUUGUCCUACUCUCUCGAUGCCCGAAUCUUGUUCAUCAGCCCCGUACGGCUGCCGCAGAGUCCAGCAAGUACGACAGUAUGUCUUCCCACUUCCCGGAUGACCGGUACGAAAUGAGUGACACUACCACCCACUGUCAGGACCACGAGAGAGACGAGGACGUCUUCUCCCAGAACAGCGAGGGGGACAGCCUGACCGACACCAAGGCACUCUCUAGGCACCAUCACUCCCCUCAGAGUCUAGCGGAGAGAGUCUGUAACGGGAGCAAACUCGUCAACGGACUAGGUAAACCAAGCAGAUCGAACAUUCCCCUGGGCCGGUGCGGCCGCACGCUGUCUCUGACGGAGAAACGCCACGCAACGGGCCACCCGUACCGCACUCGGCAAGCCCGGCUGGCUCACAUGCAUACCCACUUCCACUCUAUUCAGUCAGAGCCCGGCAGUCUUCCUGUACGAGCAGCUCCUCGAAUUAGCAUUACGGACUUACCGGCCACGGCGCACGGCUCGGACCUUGCUUCAUCCCGUAAUCGCCAUCAUCACUCGAGCAUGCCUUCCACUCAUGUUGCCAAUGGGAAGACCUCGCUCGUGCACGGAAGCCACAGCAAGGUGAACGUCAACCAGAGAGAUACUCCGAGACUCAUAUCCAAGACGGACUCGGCAACUUCCGCAUCAGACCCGACAGUGGCCGAGGCCACGGCAAGCAGGAUAAGGCCGCCAGUGUUGAAAUACAUAUCUAAAACGUUACACAUGAGCAUCGAGGGUGACACUUUAGUCUGAUUUUUCACCAAGUGGAAUGGGCUGUAUCCCUAAGCUGAAAGUGACCGCUGGUCAAGCCAGGCACACACAUAAACACGAAAGCAGCUAGAUAUGUUGGAAAUAUGAUGACAUAAUCACAACUAUUUUGGUGCACCCACCCUUAAUUGUGUUCCCCAAAGUCAGCAACCUAGCGCAGUAUAAAAUUCCAUUUUCUAAAACUUUGCGCAAACGAAGAGCAAUUUCCGAGUUCGCAUAUAUUUUAGAUUGGACAGAGAAACCAGAAUGUAAUGUGAAUACACUAGUUUCUAUAGAGAGAUCCCGGAGGUGUGUGUGCGUGUUCGCCAACAUCCAAUCUGAAAUAAAGUUUAUUGAAUGACGUUCGCCAUGAACACAAAUGUAAAUACUACAAACAUUUGAAAGGAUUAAAGCAAGUUACUUAAAUGUCUUCCUGAAAUACUUGAGUCAUAACAAAACCAAGUGGAAUGUCGUUUGAACAUUUAUAAAGGGAAAAGUUUUUCUUAUAUAAAAACGGAAUAUUAUUACGUUCAGUAUGUGCAACAUCAAGAGAUCAAUGUGUAGACAUUUGAAAAUUAUGCAACAUGAGAGCUAUUAGGAAUAACAUGAACAUUUAGCAAGACAAAAGAACAUUUAACAAAGGAAAACUUAACAAUAGUGUGAAAUAUAAAGAGGGUCAACUUUGAGCAAGCUAAUAGCUAUUAUAUAUAUAUAUAAACUUCAUGUGAUUGUGCCAUUCAAAACAUAAACUUAUAAACGGGGUAUAUUUCUGUCUCUAACUUUGAGUGCUGCCAACUAUUUCUCGUAGACUUGUGUAAAGUGUUCUUCUGUGGAUGUACAGCGAGGGUUGGGUUUUAUAGAAGGCAAAUGUCCACUGUCUGAAUUCCAGUCGUUACAUCAUGGCGCUUAGCUUUGACAUUCAAAUCUUCAAAAACAUCAUGACAUGUCUACAGAGGGCGCUGUUAUACUGUUAAAUGCUUCAAUACUGAAAUGUGUUGUUCUAACUAGGGAGAGUAACAGAGACUCUGGUUGCAAUAAUCUGUUAUUUAUCUGUGAUGAUUGACUAAUGAUGUACCUAUUAACUUGUCCUACACGUGAACACAUUCACGCACACAUCUCACACAUACACGCACACAUCUCACACAUACACGCACACGAUGCUGCACAAGGAACACAUACACGCACACAUCUCACACAUACACGCACACAUCUCACACAUACACUCACACAUCUCACACAUACACGCACACGAUGCUGCACAAGGAACACAUACACGCACACAUCUCACACAUACACGCACACAUCUCACACAUUUACGCACACCAUGCUGUACAAGGAACAGUCCAACAAAAGAUUAAAAUUGGCAUUAUCGAUCUCAAUUUUCCCAACCAACAAAAGUUGGCCAAAUGUCUCUGUGUGUUUACUUAAGAACACAUAGUAUGGACAUAGAUUGAACGAAAAUAUUUGAUAAACAUACUUGUACAUAGAUUUACAUUUAUAAAUAGAUACAUUUGAGAGCAGUUUAUUAAGAAGACAAUGCAUUAGAAGCAAGACUCUUGUUAGACCCCGCGGCUAUCAUAAGAUGGGGAAAAGUCAAAAGCUGUUGGGUUUUUUUUUUAGAUUUUCCUCCAAUUUUAUUAACGCGUAUGCAACUUUAUCCAAGCGAAAAGAGAUAAAAUAUUUAAUAGUACAUGUAUAAAGUAAGACAGCGUAACUUUGAACGCAGACACAAAGGUACAAACAUUAGCCAUAGGAAAGUUGCAAACGGGAGAAACAGUUCAAAUCUAGUACAAUUAUUGACCAUGAAAAGGUCAAAGUAAAAUAACUUAUAAGUAUACAAGCUAGAUCUAUCUAGAAACUGAUAUCAAAUUUCUGUGUUGAGUGAAUAUUGAUACUAUACUGAAACUUGCUACCAGUAGGUAAUAAUAAUAAUAAUAAUAAUAACACCUGUUUGGGUUCGUUAUUAUAUAUUCAGAGAAUAUAUAUAUAUAUUGCUACCGGCGAGUAGUAACAGAACUCGAUCUGUAUAUAAUGUAAGUAUGGGAAUAAUAUGUGCAAUCCAUUUACAAUAUAAUUGUUAGUAUACAACAACUAUUGUGUUCAUUGUGAUGUCUUUGUGAUAAUGUCGUUUGGGUUGACUAUUAAAGCCAUGUACGUAUAGAA
Messenger RNA from Biomphalaria glabrata, 3749 nucleotides. RefSeq lists its product as uncharacterized. The transcript has 3 exons. Lineage: Eukaryota; Metazoa; Mollusca; Gastropoda; Planorbidae. The coding region runs from base 411 to 1592 and encodes 393 amino acids. The record is from RefSeq and is a predicted model, not a curated record. Gene Ontology annotation, molecular function: protein binding.